Molecule: messenger RNA, 2397 nt
Organism: Megalopta genalis
Lineage: Eukaryota; Metazoa; Arthropoda; Insecta; Hymenoptera; Halictidae
Product: no mitochondrial derivative
Biological process (GO): extraction of mislocalized protein from mitochondrial outer membrane
Cellular component (GO): mitochondrial outer membrane
Molecular function (GO): ATP hydrolysis activity; ATP binding
Source: RefSeq, a predicted model, not a curated record
CUCUCUUCAUCCACCGCGACUGUGUCUGUGCUCAACUAGCGAUCACGCUAAAAGUUUGAAGAAAGUGUGACCCAGUGGCAUGUUAAAUUUACGGAGCAUUGAUUUACGUUUAUAGAUCGCUGCUAUUUAAUUUCUAGCCAACGUUUAAAUAAAUUGAAGUCGAACGAUGAACGUCGCGGAUGGAAUUGGAUAUUCGAGAUCAGAAGUAUUCGUACUUGUGGCGAGGGUAUCAUUUGUUGCUGCUGUUGGCUUUUUUAGCAUGAAAUGGAUAAUGAAUCAUCUUGAUCCUACAAAUAAUGCGAAAAAGAAGGCCAGAAAAAAGGCGCGUGAACAGUUACGGAAGUUGGCCAAAAUAGACAAUUUGUUGUGGACAGUAGACAUGGAUCAUUUAACAGACUAUGAAAUGAUGAUAGCUAAUCACAUAGUAGACCCUAAAGAUAUUCGAGUUUCAUGGGAAAAUAUUGCAGGUCUCGAGCAUGUGAUUCAGGAACUUAAAGAAACAGUUAUAUUACCCAUACAGCGAAAAGAAUUGUUUGAAAACUCUCAACUAACCCAAGCGCCAAAGGGAGUAUUAUUACACGGGCCUCCUGGAUGUGGCAAGACGAUGAUAGCCAAAGCAACAGCCAAAGAAACGAGAACAUGCUUCAUUAAUUUAGAUGUAAGCAUUUUAACCGAUAAAUGGUAUGGCGAAAGCCAAAAAUUAACCACAGCAGUUUUUUCUCUGGCCGUGAAACUUCAGCCAUGCAUCAUCUUUAUCGAUGAAAUAGACUCAUUCUUAAGAGCACGUAAUUCACAAGAUCACGAAGCAACCGCGAUGAUGAAGGCACAAUUCAUGUCUCUGUGGGAUGGAUUAAUCACAGAUACAUCUUGCACAGUAAUAAUAAUGGGUGCAACUAAUAGGCCACAAGAUUUGGACAGAGCUAUACUCAGGCGUAUGCCUGCUACUUUCCAUAUUCCUUUACCAAAUGAGCAACAACGAAUGCAAGUAUUAAAAUUAAUAUUGGAUCAUGAACCAAUAGCCGACAACGUGGAUAUUCCGCGAUUGGCCAAGAUGACGGAUAGUUUUUCCGGUUCUGAUUUGCAAGAACUUUGCAGAAAUGCAUCUAUGUACCGCGUUCGAGAUUACCUACGCAAUCAUCAAGAGGUCAGCUCUAGUACCGAUGAUGAGGAAUAUCAUGAUGCUGUGCGACCAAUUACUAUGGAAGAUCUUCUCACGUCGUAUAAAAAAAUGAAGACAUCUAAACUCCAUACGGGUGUCCUCAGUGGAGUGAAACUAGAUUUAGAUUAAAGUAUCGAAAGAGUACCGUUUACCCGUUCAUAUUGAAUUUUACAUUUUUUUAAAAAAAAAAACGUAGGAAAAUAUCAUUUUUUAAUAAGGCUUCCCUCAUGCCACGUUUAUACUGCUACUUUCUUCCAAUCAAAAUGAGAUCUAAUUAUUUCAGUUCAUACCAACAACGUAAACUUGAUUGAAGCCGUGGCACGCGGGAAGCUUGUGUAAUAUGAAGUUAUAACUGGUGUUUAUUGCAGCUAGAAAUUUUUGAAGUAACUAAAAAAAAGAAGUCUUUUUGGCACUUUUGUAAAAUCUAUUACUUUAAGUGGAAACAAACGAAAGCUUCCACUAACUUCGUUUUGUGACUAUAACUUAACACGUAAUUUGUUUAGUAAUUUAAUUUAGUGGAUUAGUAUUUUAGAUAAAAUUUUGGUAUGCUGGAAAUAUCAGAUUACGUGCGAGUUUUCCUUAAAUGCACCUCUGCACGAAUUGAUAUGCGUUUGUAUAGUAUGUCCUUCGAAAUAACGAGAUAAACAAUAUAUCUUGUUUAUUACUGUGUAAAUUCUACCAUGCCAUUGUUAUAUUGAUGUGUAUAAACAUAAACAUCCAUGUUUUGUGAAUGUACAGAACUAAGGACAUAAUCGUAUUUCAUAACUGACGGGUAACUCCGAGUGUUGUUAAAAUGAAACAGUCUCGACUUUUCCUCGCAUCUUUCUAAUAAAUAAUAGAAGACCAUUUAUUUUGAAAAUUUGUUUUAUGAUUUACCUAAACUUGGCAAAGUCAGGAAUAAUAAUUGCACAGGACAAUUAAAAUCAAACGCUUGAACUAAUAUAGGGCGACAUGAGAGUAGUACAACAAAUUAACAACGUGUCCAUUUGUGAAGUAAUCGAAUUAAAUUGUUACGAGAUGUAACCGUUAAAAAUUGAUAGUUGUGUAAAUAAUUUCGAUAACCUUAUGUGAAUAGAAUUAUAACGAUAUAUGCGACGAAGUGUGAUGCGUGAAAUCUUGUAACACGAGUUACAAGAGAUAGAAAUAUAAUGCUCAGACUACUACAUAUUAAGACAUUAUGUCUUAUAUUGAUUAAUGUUCAAUAUAAAAAAAGAAAAAUAAAUAUCUUGUAAAUACAA